AUGGCUCUAGUUGUGAACAUUAAUUUUCCCAAAGUCAAAAGCAGCUCGAAUGAAGGUUUCUCUUCAGACCAGCAAAGUUCUACGUUUCAAAGCUCCCAGCCAAGUUUGUCCAUCUCCGAGGUGAUUGUAGAGAUCAAACUGCUGUACGCCAUAGCUUUUCCCAUGAUCAUCACUGGCCUACUGGUCUAUGGCAAAUCUUUGAUAUCAAUGCUUUUCAUGGGGAGAUUGGGGAAGGAGGCAUUGGCCGGCGGGUCAUUGGCCAUCGGCAUAGCAAACAUCACUUCCUACUCAGUCAUCUCCGGCCUCUCCAUGGGAAUGGAACCCAUUUCUUCUCAAGCAUUUGGAGCUAAACAAUUGCCUUUAAUGGUGCAAACCCUACAAAGAACCAUUAUGAUUCUUUUAUUUUCUUGCAUUCCCAUUUCUUUUCUGUGGCUAAAUAUUCAACCAAUUCUUCUUUUUUGCGGCCAAGAUCCCACAAUUUCAUCCAUUGCUUCUACUUACCUCUGUUAUUGCCUUCCAGAUCUUCUAUUUCAAUCCCUCAUCAAUCCUCUUAGGAUUCAUUUGAGGUCACAAAACAUUACUUUUCCUCUCAUGUUUAGCGCCGCCGUUGCACUUAUUCUGCAUGCACCGAUAAACUAUUUUCUUAUUUACUAUCUUAGUCUUGGUAUUAAAGGCACUGCAUUGGCAGUAGCAAUAACAGACUUCAAUUUACUUGCAACUCUCAUGCUUUAUAUUUUCUUAUCGGGCAUUUACAGAAAAUCAUGGCUAGUUUUGUCUGCGGGAUGCUUUAAUGAAUGGAAACCAAUUCUCAGCCUUGCAUUGCCUAGUUGUGUUUAUGUUUGCUUGGAGUGGUGGUGGUAUGAGUUGAUGAUACUCUUAUCAGGGGUCCUUACGACUGCGCCCGAGGCGGUGGCUGCCAUGGGAAUUCUCUUGCAGGCAACUUCUUUAGUGUACAUUUUUCCUUCGGCGCUGAGCUUAGCAGUGUCUACACGUGUAGGGAAUGAGUUAGGUGCAAAUCAACCGAGCAAGGCAAGAACAUCAUCUCUUGUAGCAAUGUUUUGUGCCAUUCUCACAAGUGUCAUUGCAAUAUCAUUCCUAGCAAUGGUGACGAACACGUGGGCUCGGGCUUUUACAGUGGACCGGGCUAUUAUGUCGUUAACGGCGUCGGUGAUGCCAGUGGUUGGACUUUGUGAACUGGGAAACUUCCCACAAACAACCGGUUGUGGGGUGUUGAGGGGCAAUGCAAGGCCAACUCUGGCGGCUAAUAUAUAUUUAGGCUCGUUUUAUGGCCUGGGUUUGCCUAUUGCAAUAUUUAUGGGCUUUGGAAUGAAAAUGGGAUUAUUAGGCCUAUGGUUGGGCCUACUAUCGGCCCAGACUCUUUGUGCAUUUCUAGUUAUUUCAGUCCUGAGGAGAACAAAUUGGGCAGUUCAAUCAAAUAGGGCCAGGAAGCUUACUGGAGUCGAAGUUAAUCAAGAAAUCAGGGUUGGUGAACAAAAGUGGAAGAUUAAUGCCAAUUAA
Messenger RNA from Fraxinus pennsylvanica, 1518 nucleotides. The record is from the annotation of a GenBank genome assembly. Lineage: Eukaryota; Viridiplantae; Streptophyta; Magnoliopsida; Lamiales; Oleaceae.